UCGUGUCUUCUCCAUUCUACGUGACAUUGGCGAAAUAAUCUGUGCCCUGUCGGCACAACUAAAAGCCAUUAAACUAAGAAUUGAAUUGAAUUCUAUUUACAUAUGUCAUUUAGAAUUUUAUUUAAAAUUUAAUAAUAAGCAAUAAAUACCAAAACUACGAAUACUAUACUGAAUUUAAUAUGGAUACUGAAAGUGAGCUAUUUUCUAACCCAUGCCCACACAACACCAUCGAUCCGACUGGAUUUGACAUAACUAUGAGUGCAUUACUUAUCGGAUUAGGCGGAGAAAAAUAUAUUAAUAUUUUUAGGAAACACAAUAUUGGACAGCGUACUUUAAUGGAAUUAUCUGAUGAAGACUUGAUUAAAUUAGGAGUUGACGAUGCCAAUUUAAGAUUGAAAUUAAUUGACGAAGUUAAAAAUUUGCCUAUUUAUGAGGAAACUAGACAUACAAGUACAACUUCAAAUUUAGACAUAUUGGAAAUAAUUGAUAUACUAGAGGAAAGUUCUCAACAUCUUUAUCGGAUAUAUUUAAGUAUGAUGUCUAAUACAUUAGCUUUAAAAAAGAAGAAAGUAGGUGACUGUUUGAUUUAUAAAGAUAAAUAUGCAUCAAAUAUUGCCAUUUCUACAUUAAGUAACAUGACAAAUAUCUUGAACUCAAUGGAUAUUGCGUUACACACUCAAAUAAAAGUUUUAUCAACAAAUUCAAAAAAAAGAAGAACAAAGAAAAUUGUUGUUGGAACAAUUGGUACCGCAAUUAUAGGAAUGUUAUCUCUUCUCUUUGUUAGAUCCUUGAAGCAAUUAUGAAAUGAA
This is a messenger RNA of Vanessa tameamea, 809 nucleotides long. RefSeq lists its product as uncharacterized. Gene Ontology annotation, molecular function: protein binding. Bases 180 to 803 code for a protein of 207 amino acids. The record is from RefSeq and is a predicted model, not a curated record. The transcript is spliced from 4 exons. Lineage: Eukaryota; Metazoa; Arthropoda; Insecta; Lepidoptera; Nymphalidae.